Molecule: messenger RNA, 636 nt
Organism: Drosophila serrata
Lineage: Eukaryota; Metazoa; Arthropoda; Insecta; Diptera; Drosophilidae
Source: RefSeq, a predicted model, not a curated record
CACAAAAAUCGGACGUGUUUUUCGCUAGUUUGUUUUUUUUUCCGCGGAAUUGUUGCAAAACCGAAACGACGUGUGUGCAAUAGAGUUGUGUGUGACCGAGAACAAGUGCUCUGCAUUUGUUUACUAUUCCCGCGGAGCGCGCAACUUGUUGUGUUUGUUUAUUUGUGUGAAGAUACAAUACAACAAGUGCGAGCACCAUAAUAACAACAAAGCAACUCCUUUUUUUUGGUGACACGGAACAGCAACAAUAAUAAGAGAGGGAGAGAGUGUGAGAGAGCGCGCGACCGGGAUAGCUGGAGGAGAACGACGACGACCCAGCGGUAUUUGUUAUUGCUUUCCCCACAGAUAGAAUAAUGAUUAAUGAACCCGCCGCAGCGACAGCAACAAAUCAAGUAUGACGGAGGAAAUAACCGGCGAUUGGAGUUAUUACGUGUUUAUAUCCCUGACGUUGGUACCCGUCUAUUGUGCAUUUCGGCUCAUUAAAUCGCUGGGCUGGCAGCUCUUCGUCAACAACUGAGUAAACAUCUGCAGCGACAGCAAGUGCAAAGGGAAACCCGGGCAAAAGGAAAACUCCAAGCUUCAACCGAACGGAAGACGAAGAAGAGUUCGUGAAUCCACAAAUAUAUAUAUUUAUAU